AUGGGGUACUAUCUGGCAGACGGGAUCUACCCUAGAUGGCCCGUGUUCGUGAAGACCAUCACAUCUCCAACUACAGAUAGGAGGAAGUUGUUUGCCAAAAAGCAAGAGGUGGCUCGGAAAGAUGUGGAGCGCGCAUCUGGAGUUCUCCAAUCACGUUGGGCUAUAGUGAAGGGAACGGCCCGUGGUUGGCACCGUCCCCUAAUCGCCGACAUCAUGUAUGCAUGUAUCAUAAUGCAUAACAUGAUCGUUGAGGACGAGGGAGACAACGCCACUUUCUGGAGCGACGAUCCGCUCGCCAGCACCAGCAGUAGCUACAUUGUCACCGAUCCGGCCGUGCAAGGUGUUCCUCCCGACGUGCGCAAUGUCAUGGCCCGUUCAGCGGCGAUGCGCCAAGAAGAUCAACACACACAUCUCCAAGCGGAUCUAAUUGAAGAAAUUUGGAACCGCAAUUGA
Molecule: messenger RNA, 453 nt
Organism: Salvia hispanica
Lineage: Eukaryota; Viridiplantae; Streptophyta; Magnoliopsida; Lamiales; Lamiaceae
Source: RefSeq, a predicted model, not a curated record